AUGUCAGCUCAACACGGUGGAGGUCAAGAGGUGUCCCAAAUUGGAGGUGCAGCCGCUGCUGCGACAGCCCAGUACAACUCUAUCAUCCAAGAUAUGAAACAACUGCUCCAUAUCAAGUUCAAGUGGUCAGGAGAUCAGAACAGGAGGAUUAAGAACUUGGUGACUGAAUUGCUUGUGUGGGGUGUCCUGAUCGAGAUAGAGACUGGCACUCUUGAGUGGUUCGCUGUUAAACAGGCCUCGUCAAUGUCCAUGAUUCAGGCUCAUCUCCUUCGUGUUAGCACGGCAUUGGCAGAUUUCAUGGACUAUGCAAAUAACCCAGCGAGGAGCUGUCAACAAGAGAACCCGGCGUCAGAAUUCGGGCGAUCUGUACGAGAGCUCCAAGUGAGCGUGGAGGACUUUUGCAACAGUUCCGUUGAAAUUCUAUCUGCCAUGAAGCUGCGUAGCGGCCAGCGACCAAUGCCUCCAGUCGUUCAGGGACCAAUAGAUCCAGACGAUCAAAUCGAUCUGAGCCGCUGGCAAAUCCGCACUGAGCCGCUAUGCAGAUCGCUCUUCGCUUCAUCGACCAAAACUUCGAUUCGAGAUCCAGUCGAUCAAAUCAAACUGAGCCGCUGGCAAAUCCGCACCGAGCCGCUAUGCAGAUCGCUCUUCGCUUCAUCGACCAAAACUUCGAUUCGAAAGUGA
Pestalotiopsis fici W106-1 is the source of this 681-nucleotide messenger RNA. RefSeq lists its product as uncharacterized. The record is from RefSeq and is a predicted model, not a curated record. The transcript is spliced from 2 exons. The coding region runs from base 1 to 681 and encodes 226 amino acids. Lineage: Eukaryota; Fungi; Ascomycota; Sordariomycetes; Amphisphaeriales; Sporocadaceae.